This is a messenger RNA of Alexandromys fortis (reed vole), 2397 nucleotides long. It is a transcript of the gene Cyp27b1, whose product is annotated as cytochrome P450 family 27 subfamily B member 1. Gene Ontology annotation, cellular component: mitochondrial inner membrane. Gene Ontology annotation, molecular function: oxidoreductase activity, acting on paired donors, with incorporation or reduction of molecular oxygen; heme binding; iron ion binding. Gene Ontology annotation, biological process: cholesterol metabolic process; C21-steroid hormone biosynthetic process; glucocorticoid biosynthetic process. The transcript has 9 exons. The record is from RefSeq and is a predicted model, not a curated record. Lineage: Eukaryota; Metazoa; Chordata; Mammalia; Rodentia; Cricetidae. Bases 13 to 1572 code for a protein of 519 amino acids.
UGCACAUAAAACAUGACCCAGGCUGUCAGCCUCGCCUCCAGAGUGCUCCAUCGAGUGCACCUGCCUCCACAGCUGGAUGCUGCACUGGCCUCCAGAAGCUCUGACUUAGCUUUCCAGAGCUUGUCUGACAUCCCUGGGCCCUCUAUGCCAAGAUUCCUGGCAGAACUUUUCUGCAAAGGGGGGCUGUCCAGACUACAUGAACUGCAGGUUCAGGGAACUGCGCGCUACGGGCCAAUAUGGUCCGGUAGCUUCGGGACACUUCGCACUGUAUAUGUGGCCUCCCCUGCACUUGUGGAGCAGCUGCUGCGACAAGAGAGCUCCUGUCCAGAGCGCUGCAGCUUCUCAUCUUGGGCAGAGCACCGUCGCCGCUACCAACGGGCUUGCGGAUUGCUAACAGCGGAUGGUGAAGAAUGGCAGAGGCUCCGAAGUCUCCUGGCCCCGCUACUCCUCCGGCCUCAAGCAGCGGCUGGCUAUGCAGGAACUCUCGACAAAGUGGUCCGUGACCUUGUGCGACGACUAAGGCGCCAGCGGGGACGUGGCUCUGGGUUACCCAACCUCGUUCAGGAUGUGGCGGGAGAGUUUUACAAAUUUGGCCUAGAAGGCAUAGGUGUGGUGCUGCUGGGUUCGCGCCUGGGCUGCCUGGAGGCUGAAGUCCCUCCGGACACAGAGACCUUCAUCCAUGCGGUGGGCUCGGUGUUUGUGUCCACACUCAUGACCAUGGCAAUGCCCAACUGGAUGCACCGCCUUGUACCCGGACCCUGGGCCCGCCUAUGCCGAGACUGGGACCAAAUGUUCGCCUUUGCCCAGAAGCACGUGGAGCAGCGAGAAGGCGAAACAACCGUGCGAAAACAGGGAAAACUUGGGGAGAACGUGCCGUCUGGGCAUCACUUAACCAACUUCCUUUUUCGGGAAAAGUUGUCUGUCCAGUCCAUCGUGGGGAACGUGACAGAGCUACUACUGGCUGGAGUGGACACGGUAUCCAAUACGCUCUCCUGGACGCUCUAUGAGCUAUCCCGGCACCCUGAAGUCCAGUCCGCACUUUACCGUGAGAUCAAAGCUGCUGUGGACCCUGGCUCCCGUGCCCAGCCCCAAGCUCUGUCCCAGCUACGCCUGUUGAAGGCGGUGAUCAAGGAAGUGUUAAGAUUGUACCCUGUGGUACCUGGGAAUUCCCGUGUCCCAGACAGAGAUAUCUGUGUGGGUGAUUAUAUUAUCCCCCAAAAUACGCUGGUCUCUCUGUGUCACUAUGCCACUUCAAGGGACCCUGCCCAGUUUCCAGAGCCAAAUUCUUUUAAUCCAGCUCGCUGGCUGGGGGGUAGCCCAGCCCCCCACCCAUUUGCAUCUCUUCCUUUUGGCUUUGGCAAACGCAGCUGCAUUGGGAGGCGCCUGGCGGAGCUUGAACUACAAAUGGCUUUGGUCCAGAUCUUGACCCAUUUUGAGGUGCUGCCUGAGCCGGGUGCCCUCCCAGUCAGACCCAUGACCCGGACUGUCCUGGUACCCGAGAGGAGCAUCAACCUGCAGUUUGUAGACAGACAGCCCCACGGAAGGAAGCUGGAGUCAUCUGCUCUCUGUUAGGCACAGGAGGCACACCUUUCCUUGAGGCCUGUCUGUCUGGACAAACUUCAGAAAGUAGGAUGUGACCUACGUGUAAAGCGUGUGCGUGGCCUGACUCGGCUGGCUCUCACAGAACCGCAACCCUUUCUCUCGCUCGGUACUUCUCCUGGUCACUCCUCAAGGACCAAAGCCAUCAGAUUUUAACACAUCCUUAAAGAGUCAACUCGGAUGAUAGUUAAUAGCCCUGGGUGGCUUGGGGAGGGAUUCAACCCGUUCCUCCCGUGCUUACAGCGUUCGCUGGCAUGCUGUCUAAGCAUUUACCAUGGCAUGAGCUAAGUGAUUGUGUACCUGGUGUACACCUGGUGGGUCCCUGUCUAAGCACGUGAGCUCUUUGAGAAGAGUGAUGAAGUCUUAUUGGUUUAUUAGACUACUUUUUUCUUUUUUGAGUCAGACACUUGUGUGAUUCAUGCUGUCUUUGAACUCACAACCCUCUUUAUCUCACCUUUCCAAGGAUUGGGAUACUUACAGUUUUAGCAGUCUUUAAACCUCCUGUCAGGGUCCAUCUCAUCUCUGGCUACGUCACACCAUGUACAUCCUCAGAUCGAAUCUGGGCCUUGCGGCAGAAGGGAUGAACACUCACCAGGCUCUGCCUGCCCCUUUUCUCUAGGAAAGGGAGUCUGUCCCAGCCUCAUUUACGGUAUUUUAAAGCUCCGCCUUGGCUCUUCGGCCACUCUGAAGUGGUCUGCUCCACGUCUUACUUCACGUCUUUUGGCUUGUCCCUAUCCCCCAGCCUGUCUUCUUUUUUAUAUUGAAAAUAAUUUAUAUUACCAAGCGUUAAAAUAAAAU